UGUUUACCCAUCCUCAUGGAUCUUUUCCUUUUCCUAGGUGCUUUCUUCCUAUUUUGUUUGAUGUUAGUCAAAAUUGUAAAGAAAUCCAAGCCUGUAAAGCUCCCACCAGGGCCAAGAAAAUUGCCCAUAAUAGGGAACUUGCAUCACCUUAAUGGCUCCCUGCCUCAUCGAACCCUAGCAGACUUGGCCAAGAAAUAUGGACCCUUGAUGCAUCUUCAGCUUGGUGAAGUUUCAACUGUAGUUGUAUCUUCUGCAGAUGUUGCAAAAGAUUUUCUGAACAAAUAUGAUACCAUAUUUGCUAAUAGGCCUACUCUUCUUACAUCAACCAUACUCUUUUACAAUAACACUCAUAUUAGCUUUUCUCCUUAUGGCGAUUAUUGGAGACAACUACGCAAGAUCUACACGAUGGAGCUGUUGAGUGCAAGGCGUGUCCAGACAUUCCGAUCAAUUAGGGAAGAUGAAGUCUUAAAUAUGAUCAAAUCAAUCUCUUCAGAAGAAGGAUCAGUUGUUAAUUUUACCACUAAGUUGUCUUCUCUGACAUUGAGCAUCACUGCUCGGGCUGCUUUUGGUAAAAGAAGUAAAUACCAUGACGAGUUCUUGUCACUUAUGAACGAAGUUGUGAUAUUGCUUUCAGGGUUCAACGUCGUGGACAUGUACCCUUCUUUCAAGAUUCUCGAGAGAAUUACUGGAAUUAGACGUAAGCUGGAGAGGUUACACAAACAGAUUGAUGAAGUACUUGAAAACAUUCUCAAUGAGCACAAAGUCAAAAGAGCGGGGUGGAAACCUGGAAAUGGAGAAGCAAAGCAGGAUAUAGUUGAUGUUCUUCUAAAUAUUCAAGAAUCUGGGGAAUUUGGAGCUCCACUUACUGACAAUAACGUCAAGGCGGUCAUCUUUGAAAUAUUCUUUGGCGGCGGGGAGACGUCAUCAACAACUAUGGCAUGGGCAAUGGCUGAAAUGAUUAAAAACCCAAGACUAUUAAAAAGAUCCCAAGAUGAGGUACGACAAAUAUAUGGUGAAAUGGGCAACGUUGAUGAGUCACGACUUCAUGAAUUGAAAUACUUGCCAGCAGUUAUCAGAGAAACUUUAAGAUUGCACCCUGCUGGUCCAUUUUUACUUCCCAGGGAAUGUAGCGAGCAAUGUGAAAUUCAGGGAUAUGAAAUUCCUGUCAAAGCCAGAGUCUUUGUCAAUGUCUGGGCAAUUGGUCGAGAUCCAGAACACUGGACUGAAUCUGAGAAAUUCAUCCCAGAGCGGUUUCUUGAAUCUGAAACCGAUUUCAAGGGAAAAACUUUUAAUUAUAUACCAUUUGGGGCGGGAAGAAGGAUGUGCCCUGGCAUAUCAUUUGCUCUUCCUAACAUCGAGCUACCUCUUGCUCAACUUCUCUACCACUUCGAUUGGAAGCUCCCUGGUGAUUUGAAUCCAGAACUACUAGACAUGACUGAGGCCUUUGGCCUUGCAGUCAGGCCAAAACAGGAUCUGCUUCUGAUUGCUAUUCCUUACCACUCUUCUUCUAUCUAAGAAAAUUUGUUAGUCAA
Messenger RNA from Coffea arabica (coffee), 1532 nucleotides. RefSeq names its product tabersonine 16-hydroxylase 2-like. NCBI's taxonomy places the organism in Eukaryota, Viridiplantae, Streptophyta, Magnoliopsida, Gentianales, Rubiaceae. Gene Ontology annotation, molecular function: monooxygenase activity; heme binding; oxidoreductase activity, acting on paired donors, with incorporation or reduction of molecular oxygen. The record is from RefSeq and is a predicted model, not a curated record.